Messenger RNA from Schistosoma turkestanicum, 1327 nucleotides. The record is from the annotation of a GenBank genome assembly. NCBI's taxonomy places the organism in Eukaryota, Metazoa, Platyhelminthes, Trematoda, Strigeidida, Schistosomatidae.
GUCCCAAACGUCCUUGAGGUCAUUUCAAGGCUACUCAAGAACUAAUGACGUCUGAUACAUCCGAGGGUAGAACGAUAUUCAUAAGAAAUUUAUCUUUUGACCUGAGCGAAAAGGCAUUAUACGAAUUCUUUUCACAAUUUGGACCGCUAGAAUUUGCAAAAAUAGUUAAAGAUCCAGCAACGCGACAUUCGCGUGGUUCAGCUUUUGUUAAAUUUGUAAAUGUGGACGAUGCAACAUUUGUCUUAGAACAAUCUGAAAAACCUGAGAAUGCUCAUCAAUUUUCACUGGAUAAUCGAACCUUAAACAUAUCGAUUGCUGUGUCGAGAACGGAGGCACAAAAUCUACGGAAAAGAAAACAUGAAGUCGAUGAUCCUGAGGAGUUGUCUGUUGGCCCUGCAGAUGCUAUCAAACAAAAAGGUCGUAAUUUACAUUUAGCAUCUAUUGGAAUUAUUCGUCCUGGUUCAUUGGAAGCGAAAGGUUUAAGUAAAGAAGAUUUAUCUAAAAGAGAUGCAUUAUUACAAGAGAAGAAGAAAAAAUUAACUAAUCCAAAUUAUUUUAUUAGUGAUGUUCGAUUGUGUUUACGGAAUUUACCAUUACAUAUCACAGAUAAUGAUUUAAAGAUGGCUUGUUUAAAAUUUCUAAAGAAUACUACUAAUCAUCCAAUUUUAGAAUGUCGUAUUAUGCGUAAUCUUCAACCAGGCAAACAACAAUAUCGUUCAUUAGGUUAUGGAUUUGUUGGAUUGAAUAAUCAUGAAAAUGCAUUAAGUGUAUUACAUGGUUUAAAUAAUAAUCCAAAUGUAUUUCCACCAAGUAAUCGACGACCAAUCGUUGAGUUUUCAGUGGAAAACAUGAAAGCGUUACAAUUGAGACAGAAAAGAGCUGAAAAAUGUUUGAUGCUUCGAUCUAAAACCACAGAAUCAUCAUCAUCAUGGUCACCAUUGAAUAUUAACAGAACUAAUCAAAAAACGAAUACCGUUGGCAUCUCUAAAAAGUUUAAAUCGGAUAAUAAUAAAUUAUUAGCAAAAAAAGUCCAUUUGUCUAAAACACCACAUAAAUCCAUUGUACUACCGAAACAUUUCGGUCCAAAAAAACGUCAUCGUCAUCGUGGCCAAUCAUCUACAUUGUCUGCAGUAGCAUCAAAACCAAAAUACAAACAAACUCGUAAACAAAAACGUACAGCUAUGAAGAUGAAGAAGAAUACAUGAAAUGCACCCAAAAACACCCACCAAUCACUCUAUGUACAUAUACAGUGCUUGCAUAUGCAUUCUAUCUCAUCAUGUAUACACAUUCACACACACACGCGCGCACACACGAAAAUACAAAUUUG